AUGGGGGACGUGUCCACGAUUCAACGCCCGUCCGGCACUGCCGCUAAGCAGGGUGAUCAGGCUGGGGAGCUGGUGUCGGCCGGAUGGACGAACGACACCCACAACAUGUACAUCAGCUCCAUGGAGGCGUCCUUCAUGCAGCAGCUCCGUGGCCAGCAGCAGCAGCACCACCACGCCGCUCCCGACAGGAACAUCGCCCAUGUGGGUCUUCUUGGCCAUGGGCUCAAGUCCCACCAAGAGGGAGCUUCCGAUAACGCCAGGGCCGAGAGGAACGUCUCUCGCCCGCGUGAUGUGGGCGCAAGAGGCCUGCCCGAGGAUCCGUGGGCGAGGCGUUUCAAGCCACGCGAUUCCGCUAUGAAUCGUCGUGGCGAUGGGGUUGGUGCUUCCGAUGGUGAAUCGGGCACCGAUACGGUUCAAGGGAUGGCUCCCAAGCAUGGAAGAGGAGUGGGCUGUUGCGUCGGAGGAAAUCUUGCUGACAAAACCUCAGCAGAAGUCUGCGGUCAGAACUUUCCUGAAGACGAGGUUCAUUCCGCUGCUCAGCCAAGCAAAUCGUGCAAGAAAAGGAGGCCUGCCUCUUCCACUGCUGCAGGUUCUUUCAUCUCGAUGCUCGGCGACAAGCGGUGGUGA
This is a messenger RNA of Triticum turgidum subsp. durum (durum wheat), 627 nucleotides long. The record is from the annotation of a GenBank genome assembly. NCBI's taxonomy places the organism in Eukaryota, Viridiplantae, Streptophyta, Magnoliopsida, Poales, Poaceae.